Populus trichocarpa (black cottonwood) is the source of this 1833-nucleotide messenger RNA. RefSeq lists its product as uncharacterized. NCBI's taxonomy places the organism in Eukaryota, Viridiplantae, Streptophyta, Magnoliopsida, Malpighiales, Salicaceae. Bases 237 to 1667 code for a protein of 476 amino acids. The record is from RefSeq and is a predicted model, not a curated record. Gene Ontology annotation, molecular function: protein binding. The transcript has a single exon.
CUACACCACCACCUGUCGCAAACAAACCACAAAAACACAACAUAGCACGAGAAAUCCAUCAAACCACAAUCCACUCUAUCAUUAUUUCUCUAUAAAAGAUUUGUUCAGUCCGCACCUCUGAUUCUCUCCCCUCCUCUCCUCCUCUAGUCUCAUGGCUUGCUAAUAACUCCUUAAGUACAAAAUACCGCAACCCUCUGGUUUCUACCCAAACCCUCUUCUCUUACCAGGUCGUCUUCAUGGAUAACACCUAUUCUUAUAAUUCAUACCCAGAUUCAGGCGACUCGUCGCCUAGAUCUCGUGAAAUCGAUUUUGACAACCCGACACCAUGGGAAGACCAAUCACAACAACCUCAAAGCUACAAAGCAAAGUUCAUGUGUAGUUAUGGAGGCAAGAUCCACCCACGUCCGCACGACAACCAGCUUGUUUACAUGGGUGGAGAGACCAAAAUCCUCGCUGCUGAUCGAAACAUCAAGUUCUCUGUCAUGAUAAGCAAACUCUCUGCGCUUUGUGGUGACACCGACGUGGCCUUCAAGUACCAGCUCCCAGGUGAAGAUCUUGACGCUUUAAUAUCUGUCACUAAUGAUGAUGAUCUUGAACACAUGAUGCAUGAGUAUGAUCGUCUCUAUCGUGCCACUGCUAAGCCCGCCCGCAUGAGGCUGUUUCUUUUCCCGGUUAACCCGUCACCUGCAAGUUUUGGCUCCGAUGGUGGCAGAUCGGAUCGGGAGCGCUUUGUUGAGGCUUUGAAUUCGGUUCCGAGUCAGGUUGUUGAAGCAGCCAAAACUGCAGCGAAUAACGUUGAUUUCUUAUUCGGGUUAGAUAAAGGAGCCCCGCCGCCGCCGCCUGUGAAAGUGCCGGAUUUGCCUGAAAUCCAUGCUGGGUCGGGUCAUGAUGAUCGGGUUAUUGGGUCGGAUCCUUUGAGUUUGCAGGCCCAGUUGCAGAGAAUGCAAAUUAGAGAACCUGAGCAGCAAGUUGGGUAUAAUAGAAAAAACAGCGAUGAAAAUCUGGUCGGUGGUUAUGCUGCUGCUGGCGGUGAUUAUUACAUGCAAAAAUUGCCUGAAAGAGCACCUCCUGCGAAUUUGCCUGUGACAAUGCCACAACAGGUGACCGCUUCACCAGGUUAUUGGUCCGAGAAACAGGCUGCCGGAGGCGGGUUUCCGGCAGGGAUGACCGUGACCACCUCACCGGGUCAAAUGGAGCAACCCGUUUAUGUGAUACAGGGUCCAGGUCCAGGGACUGUUUAUCAUGCACCUCCCGUAAUGCGACAGGUUACCGGACAAACCGGUCAGGGCUAUUACAUGCAAAGAAUGGGUGGUCCAGGUCACGGACCCGAUGUUUACCGAGAGCAGCCGGUAUAUAAUAUGGUCCCACAACAUCAACAGCCCCCACCACCAAUGGGUCAAAUGGGAGUUGUGAGGCCUAGUGGGCCGGGGGUAGCCAUGCAGGAUGCCGGAUACGCACAGAUGGCUUAUGAUAGACAGGUUUACUAUGCUGCGGCGGGUGGUGUGGUUCACCAGCAACAACAGCAACAACUGCAACCACCACUACAGUAUCAAGGGGUUGGUGGUGGUGUAGCAGUAAGUGGUGAAAUGAGACAUGGUGGUGGUGGCGGGCCAUUGGGUCCAGAAGCUAAGGUUGUUACAGCAAAGGUUCCACAGGCUUCUGUGUGAUUAUGGGUAAAUUAAAAAUGUUAAAUCAUGAUUACAUAUAAUAUUUAUAUUAUAAGAUAUUAUAGAUAUGUCCUUCCGAUUACAGUAAAUGUUGUUUUUUCAUGUCAAGAUAAAUGUUGGGGUUUUGUACACUGGUGGUGGAAAUGAAAUGAGUUUAUUAUCGCUA